GUCGUUCUUGGGCGGGCAAUUUGAGCGGACUGCUACUGUUUGUUGUGGCGCUUGUGCUUGGAUACUACCUCCACAACUUGAGAGAAAUCGAAGAAAGUCGUGUAAAUCGCUCGGAGGGAGGUAAUUAUGAACGAAAAGGAGACUAACAUCAUAAUGGCGGACGUUAACGGUCCCCAGAAGAGACGUUCGCAGCGGUUGAGCGCCUCUCCUCAGGUAGCCGUUAACAGUGACAACAAAAUGGCGCUGGUCAAACGCUCCAUCACCGUGAGGAAAAUAGUGGCUAGAAAAACCGUUGCACCGUCAGAGAGCAACAAGGAGAACACACCGAGGCGCUCAGAAGUCAUCCAGAAGAAGCAGAAGGUCUCAACCCCUGAUGUUGUCCCCGCUCGUGUGCCUUCUUCCUCGGGUAAGAAGAAGGAGAAGAAGAAGGCCGCUAUGCCAUCCCCGAUCCUCCCCUCAUCUCCCCCGCCUGCCUCUCAUCCUCCUCCUGUGGAUAAAGAAGACCUGGUGUGGUCGCAGAAAGUUCGCCGUUCCUACAGCAGGCUCAGCGACAAGUCAUUGAACAGCCCCGACUCCAGAGAGACCCUAUUCGGCUUUGAGAAGCUCAACACCCCCGAAGUGGUCCAGAGGACACGGCGAUCCAAGCCAAGGCUGGAGGUUUCUGGGUCUUUAUCUGGACUGAACUCUUUUACAUCCAUGCUUGAAGCGGAUGACUGUGUACCCGAGGUGGACCCGAACAUCCCCGGGGUGGCUGUGGUGAAGGAGAAGAGGAGGAGGAAGAAGGUCCAGCAGAUAGACACCGUGGAGCUGGACGCACUGGCUGCAAAGAUGAACGCAGAGUUUGAGGAGGCAGAGGUCUUUGAGCUGGUCGUGGAGUGAAUCCUGAGACUGUAAUACUGACUGACUCUAAGGCAUGUUGUGUUUUUUUCCCACUGACAUGCUAAAAACACACUGACUCUGUAAGGUCUGCACUCACCUGCUGGUUUCAUACUCCAAAAAUCAAGUUUUUUUGUAAAUUUACUGUUCCACAUAAUGUUCAUUUUGAUUCCUGGGAGUUCCUCACCUGUUGUCGCUUUUGUUGUGCUCUUAUUGUGGCAGUUCCAGUCACUAUCUGGUGGUAUAGUGGCAAAGUAUGAUCACAUGAGUGUUUUUAUAAUUCAUUGUUGUAGUUAGACAUGUGAAGCUUCAUCUUGGAUAUGAUUAUUAAGGGAGCAUUUAUACAGAGAUAAAUACUUGUGAUCAGAUGUGCUUUAUGUUUAUUUUCAAAGCUGAUGGAAUACAGUGAUUCAUGAUUCAUGAUUCAUACACGCCUUUUUUGUUGUUGUUUUGACUGUUCAGACUCAUUUAUUCAUGACCAAGCUGGUUGCUUUGUACCUGAUUAGAUAAAGGAAUAUUCUGGUGUAAAAUUAAGUUAGGGUCAAACACACCAUAACACUGAGAUAGACACCCCGUUGAGAGAUGAAUGUUGCAGACCACUUGCUUCUCUAGUUAUACCAACCUAAGUAACGACCGCAGACAGCAACACAGAGAGCCAUGCGCUCAACCAAAAAGCCACUCUAUAGCCUCAAAUAAUGCUCAGAGCAGCACCUAACUUCAUCAACAGUACAUAUACAGUCCUAGCUAUAGUAAACAUCUUUUUAACUUUGCCUGUAGUCAGUUAUCUAAGUUGACUGAAGAUUGUUUUUUUCCCCAUUGUUUGCGAUACUGUUUUGAAUGAAAGCCACAUCAGGAGUUCAGAGGUCUGUAACCAGGAUGCGGCUCAAGAAGGUUUUUGCAUUAAUCCUUUAGGAUUUUGACAACCCAUAUUUUCAAUGAAAUACUAUGCUAACUGCACUCUUUCUAUUAAACAUAAUCAAAUAUCAA
Molecule: messenger RNA, 1863 nt
Organism: Xyrichtys novacula (pearly razorfish)
Lineage: Eukaryota; Metazoa; Chordata; Actinopteri; Labriformes; Labridae
Source: the annotation of a GenBank genome assembly